Messenger RNA from Penicillium riverlandense, 2955 nucleotides. RefSeq names its product putative serine/threonine protein kinase (Kin4). Bases 1 to 2955 code for a protein of 984 amino acids. The record is from RefSeq and is a predicted model, not a curated record. NCBI's taxonomy places the organism in Eukaryota, Fungi, Ascomycota, Eurotiomycetes, Eurotiales, Aspergillaceae. Gene Ontology annotation, molecular function: protein serine/threonine kinase activity; tau-protein kinase activity; ATP binding. The transcript has a single exon. Gene Ontology annotation, biological process: protein phosphorylation; microtubule cytoskeleton organization; intracellular signal transduction. Gene Ontology annotation, cellular component: cytoplasm.
AUGAGCACUCCGCGCCAACCGUCCUUGCCUCUCCCCGCCCACGCAUCGCCUGUCUCUUCCUCAGCUCCGUCCCCUAAACAUGCACGUCCCAAUUUUCCGGAUGUGUUAGGCGCGCCGCCGGUUCCGCCGCCGCGAACAUCGUCCACCCACCACCAUCGCAGCUCGAACGGUGCCGGCUCGUCGGAAAAAGUCUCCGGUUCGCGGCAAGGCAAGAGUCGCUCCGACCGCAAGGAAAACCGCGACCGCUCACGCGACGAUCGGAAUGGGAAGAGCAGGUCACGGCGGCAGGAACCUGUGUCGGAGUCGAGUCGGGAGACUAGUGGGAAGUCAAGGAGCCCCAAGUCUGACAUGGAGGACGCUUCUGGUCAGCCAUUGGUCAAGGAGUCGAGCGCAGUUAUCAAUGCUGUCGUGGUCAGUGACCCUGUCGUGGACCGAGAGCGGGAACAGGUGCGCCAGGCGGGCGCAUCGCCUGCAGGCUUUGUCGAACCGGCUGUUUCGGAGGAUGGUGGCCGUGCUGCUGGACACCGCAGCCGCCAUGACUACAACAAUGGGAACACGGUCAAGCGCAAGGAGACCACCUUUGGGCACUACAUUCUCGGACAGACCCUCGGUGAGGGUGAGUUUGGCAAGGUAAAACUGGGUUGGAGGCGCGAUGGCAGCAUCCAGGUGGCCAUCAAGCUCAUUCGGAGAGAGUCGUUGGGGUCCAAUCCCUCCCGGCUACCGAAGAUCUACCGCGAGAUUUCGAUUCUGCGGGAUCUUUCACACCCUAACAUUGUGCGCCUUCAUGAAAUGGUGGAAACGGACCGUCACAUUGGUAUCAUCCUGGAGUACGCCUCAGGAGGAGAGCUCUUCGACUACAUCCUAAACCAGCGGUAUCUCAAGGACAACUCUGCACGGCGGCUGUUUGCACAAUUGGUAUCGGGUGUUGGGUACCUGCACAAGAAGGGCAUUGUACAUCGAGAUCUCAAGCUGGAGAAUCUGCUGCUCGACCGCAACCGCAACAUCAUCAUCACCGAUUUUGGGUUCGCCAACACAUUCGACCCAGCCGAUCAGCUCGACGAAGAAAUUGAAUACAACCUCACUAACAAAGAAUACGUCAAGCGGAAGCGGCUGGAUAAACCUAACGCCAAUGGCCUGCGACGAGGUGACUUGAUGCAAACGAGCUGCGGUAGUCCUUGUUAUGCAGCCCCCGAACUGGUUGUCAGCGAUUCCUUGUACACCGGCCGCAAAGUCGAUGUUUGGAGCUGCGGUGUUAUCUUGUACGCGAUGUUGGCUGGAUAUCUCCCCUUCGACGACGACCCGGCAAACCCAGACGGCGACAACAUCAAUCUUUUGUACAAAUACAUCGUCACCACACCUCUCACCUUCCCGGAAUAUGUUUCCCCACAUGCUCGCGAUCUUUUGAGACGGAUAUUGGUCCCUGACCCCCGGAAACGAGCAGACCUGUUCGAGGUUGCCCGCCACAGCUGGCUGAGCGAGUAUGCGCAUAUCGUUUCUCAUAUCACUAGCAGUACGACCAACGUUGCGGACAUUGCCAACUCGACAGUACCCGCCGAAUCGCAAGAAGCACCGUCUCUCAACCGCAGUGCCUCUGUUCGUGAGCCACCAAAGUCACACCAUGGCAACGUUGCGCCUGUUGGUGGUCUCAGCCAUCAUUCAGGAGAUGUCUCGCAGGAAUCACCAACCGAGAAAUCCAAGACACCUCGAGACGCCAAGCGGAGAACAGUCCAGGUCGAAUAUGUUGCCCCUCAAUCACAGACUGCUCGAGAGUUCGGUGAGUCUUCGAGUCGAGGCCCUGCUUCACCGCAGGACGAAACGGCUACCUCAGACCGUCCCGUCUUGCCUCGGGCAGCCACAGACAACGCCGCAGCCACUGGAGUGCAAACCCGGCCCACCACAGGUGGCUCGAUGGCCUCUUUCCAUACUGGCCGCUUGCCAUCUCGAGGCUCUUACGGUCAACCCGUGGCACCCACGGUCACAGCCACUAACACGCAGGCUCGUCUGGCACAGCCAAGGAGCAAGCAAUUAAUGGAUCUUCAAGAGUCGUCGGUUGGCCGCCCCAGUGUACAGCAGUUGCCGUCCUCUUUCAACCCGACGCCUCGCCAGGACCCACCGAAGGGCCACAAGCGGUCGAGCACCGUUUCAAGCAUUGGCGAGAAACUAUUCGGACGGUCCGGCUCGAUCUUGGGUGGACGCGGUCCACAACCGAGCGCACCCCGUACACGAAAUGACAAGCGCUACCCUCCAACCAGCAUGAAGGAAGCUCUUCCCAGUCAGGACUCUCGAUCGUCCAUGGAUUCAAGGCGCUCCAUGCAAUAUUCGCAUAGCCGCAAGACUAGUCAGGCUGGUACUGAGGGUCGCUCCCGGCGGUUCUCCCUUCUUCCACCAUCUUUCUCCUUCCGACUCUCCUCUUCUGGUCGAUCGCAAACAUCUGAAGAUCCAUACCAGACACCUCGCACUGUGGAUCCUAGUGGCCAGCAACGACCAGCAACGGGCCCAACCCAGUCUACCCGCAACCGUGCAACCAGCUACGGAACGCAAGACGCUAUGGGGAUGGUCAGCGAGGGUCACGGAGAGGAUAUAUCUACCAAUGAGCCGGUCAGCUACGAAGCUCAGAUCGAGCAACAAUUCGCAGUGCUCGGGUCCCAGUUUAACGACCAGGGUGUGUCGUCGGAGGACGUACACAGAGACCAAUACUCAGGCAAUCACUAUACCUACCAGUCGACACCGAACUACUACGAUGACUACAACAGCGGUUACGACAGUCUGCCCCGCCAGUCGAUGCAGGCUGGUCGGUCUGGUCGUGGGCCUGGCGUCCUGCAGAAGAACAACCGCAAAUUCGCCGACGCCUAUGAGUAUGAGCGCGAUCCGUCACAUCAUUCGGGCAGCUCUGGCGCAGCGCGCAAGGUUAUGGACUUCUUUCGGCGACGUGCCAAGUCCAGGGCUGGUGAUUAA